AAAUGUACAUCAUCACCAUCGUCUACAUGACAGUAAAUGGAAGACGGGAGGCUCAGUUUUUCUGUCCAGUUCUCAUCCCGGGGUCCGGACAAGAGUGCAACCUUCCCAGUGAACAGCGUCUCCCCUGCGGACCCGGCUCUGUAUCCCAGCCACAGUGCCUCUCCAUGGGCUGCUGCUUCAGCAAGCAGCCCCCUGCCUGCUACUACCCCAUAGAUGAGUGCACUAUUGACCGCCACUUUGUCUUCUCCGUGCCCGCCUCCCUCACGGACCCCCCUCUUUCCCCUGCCCUGCUUGUCACUGCUGGUAACUCCACCUGCAAACCUCUGAGAGUGACUUCAGACUACGCCUUGUUCAAGAUCCCGAUGGAUGGAUGUGGGACACGCAGAGUUAUGGUGGGGAAAACCAUGAUCUACAUCGUGGAGGUUAUCAACAAGGUUCAGGCAAUCAGUCUCAACUAUGGCACCAUAACAAGGGAUUCGCCUGUGAGGUUGUUGGUGGAGUGCAGGUAUCUGCCUAGCCCUGUUCUGAGUGUGAGCUACAUGGUUAAAAGUCCCACUCUAGGACCUGCAGUUCAGACACAGGGGGUGUUCGGAGUCCAGCUCAGGAUUUCCAAAGACGCCCAGUACAGCAGCUACUACCCUCAGUAUCACCAGCCCCUGCAGAUACUGCUGGGUAAACCCCUCUACCUGGAAGUACGGCUGCUCAACACCCCGGAUCCCAGUUUGGUGCUGCUGGUGCACUUCUGUGUGGCUUACCCCCGCUCAGGAAAAGCUGUGUGGCUGCUGCUUUACAACGGGUGUCCCAACCCCUUGGACCCAGCCCUGCAGCAGGCUGUGCUGUUUGAUCCUCGACCGCCCUCUCCGCAGGCUCAGACCCGCCGCUUCACCAUCAGCACCUUUCAGUUCCUUCCUGAUGGUGAGUUCAAGGACCCAGACGAAGAGAUCUACUUCAUGUGUUCAACCGAAAUCUGCUCGCCACGUGAUGGGCCUUGUGUCGAGGGAUGCUUUGGCCAGUGAUGUUACAACAUGGAAGAUGCUUGAAGUUGGUGGAAAUGAUGAUCUG
Morone saxatilis (striped sea-bass) is the source of this 1062-nucleotide messenger RNA. Its product is annotated as zona pellucida sperm-binding protein 4. The record is from RefSeq and is a predicted model, not a curated record. The transcript is spliced from 9 exons. Bases 3 to 1016 code for a protein of 337 amino acids. Gene Ontology annotation, biological process: prevention of polyspermy; binding of sperm to zona pellucida. NCBI's taxonomy places the organism in Eukaryota, Metazoa, Chordata, Actinopteri, Moronidae. Gene Ontology annotation, molecular function: structural constituent of egg coat; acrosin binding. Gene Ontology annotation, cellular component: egg coat.